UCCAUUACCAUGUUGAUGGAUCAACAUCCAGAAAAGAAUCCCCUGUUGAUUCUCCCAACAACCAACGACGAAAGGAAAAACAGAACAAAACGUUCCUUGGACGACACCAUAGAAGUUUGGCUUGGAAGGUUUAGUUGGGCACAGUUCCUGCAAGCCACCCUUGCUAAUUUCGCAUGGGUAUUCGACGCCCAGCAGACCUUCGUCACCGUCUUUACCGACCUUGUGCCCACUUGGCACUGCAAUAGCACCUCGUCGUCGCCGCUCUGUUCACCGGCGGCCGAUAAUAAUGUAAUCUGUGAGCUUCCGGAGGAGGCGUGGGCGUGGGACGCGCCGCCGCAGACCUCCGUGGUUUCCGAGUGGGGUCUACAGUGUGCCGGGGCGGUUAUCACCGGCCUGCCGGCAACCUCGUACUUUGUCGGGUGUUUGGUCGGCGGGCUGGCGCUGUCCACGCUCGCCGACGCCUCCAUUGGCCGGAAGAAAAUGCUGGCCUUCUCGUGCUUCCUCAUGAACGUGGCCGCCGUCGUCACCGCGGCCGCCACGAACGUGUGGGUCUACUCGUCGUUGAGGUUCCUGACGGGGUUCGCCCGGGCCACCAUCGGGACCUGCGCGCUAGUUUUGUCGACGGAGAUUGUGGGGCGGCGGUGGCGGGGACAGGUUGGGAUCAUCGGCUUCGUAUGUUUUACUCUCGGCUUCCUCUCUUUACCGGCCAUGGCGUACUUCAAUGCCGGGUCUUCCUGGAGAUAUCUCUAUCUCUUUACCGGCAUCCCCGGGAUCAUAUACUCUGUUAUAGUCUACCUCGUGGCUCGAGAAUCUCCGAGGUGGCUUUAUCUGAGAGGACUAACCCAAGAUUUCGUCGAAACCAUCAAAACCAUGGCCCCGCCGGAGACCCGCAGCAGCAUAACCAGAACCACCAUCUUUUCCGACAACCAAGAUCAAGGCCUUAUAGAUUUGGAUGAGCAAAUGGAUUUAUACUCCGCCCUAAAGCUACUAAUAAACAAAGGCUGGGCUUUGCGGCGGCUAUUAACGGUCAUGUGGGUGGCUCUCGGGAUAGGAUUAGUGUAUUACGGCAUACCGUUAGGCGUCGGCGAAAUGCCGUUUAACCUCUACCUGAGCACGACGCUAAACGCCGUGUCGGAGCUACCGGCGUCGCUGGUGACGUUACUGCUGAUAGACAAGCUGCGGCGGCGGAGCACGGUGGUGGGGUUAGGUGUCCUGAGCGGGGUGUGCAACCUCGGGUGCGUUGUGUUUGUGGGGGAGGAGUUAAAGGCGGUGCAGAUCGGGCUGGAAAUCGUGGCGUUCUUCACCGCCUGCACGGCGUUCAAUAUUCUGCUGAUAUACACGCUGGAGCUGUUUCCGACGUGCGUGAGGAACUCCGCGGUGGCGAUGGCGAGGCAAGCCAUGGUGGUGGGCGGCGCGAUUAGCCCCUUGCUGGUGGCGCUGGGGAGAGGGAACAGGUUUUACUCUUACGGGGUUUUCGGAUUGGCCAGUGUUUUGUGCUGCUUGUUUCUGGUUUCUUUGCCGGAGACAUUGGGCGGAGAUCUCUGUGACACCAUCGACGAAGAGGAGAGCAAGGAAAAUGGGAACAGAGUCUGAACUCUGAACUGUUUAUAUUUUUAUAUUUGUUAUCGUUUGGGUGUGGCUAUUUAGUUUUAAUUUCAGUCCUGCAUCUUUUACUACUUGUCUCCAUGCAAUAAUCUUUGUAACAAAGUACUGUGAAAAAUGAUUUACUAAUAACUACAAGAUUGUAUGAAUGAGUCCACAAUGUU
Ipomoea nil (Japanese morning glory) is the source of this 1766-nucleotide messenger RNA. Its product is annotated as organic cation/carnitine transporter 3-like. Lineage: Eukaryota; Viridiplantae; Streptophyta; Magnoliopsida; Solanales; Convolvulaceae. The record is from RefSeq and is a predicted model, not a curated record. The transcript has a single exon. Gene Ontology annotation, cellular component: membrane. Gene Ontology annotation, biological process: transmembrane transport. The coding region runs from base 10 to 1593 and encodes 527 amino acids. Gene Ontology annotation, molecular function: transmembrane transporter activity.